CCCGGCACCAAGGUUUGCCUGGGAUCAGAGUGCCUGGAGUGAUGUGGCAACCGCAAGGACCCUCCUGCCGGCCUCAGCCAGGAAACCAUCCCUACUGGAAUCCAGGGAGGAGGGUGGGGCCAAGCAUGUGGAGGGUACCAUGAUGCUCUUGGGGAACAUUUGCCAGUGUAUGGGCCUUGUCUGUGAACUGGCCCAGAGAGACCCUGCCCAGAGGCUGCUCAGAUAUUAUAGUGGCUGGGAUUUCUCUGGAGUGCCUAGAGAAGAUGGAGAGAGAGGAGAGAAAAUGUGGGCUGAUUGGAUGGAGAUUUUUGGCUCAGUGCAAGUUGUUGAGGUUUUUGUCCUGUUGCCAUUUGUCCCUGCCCUGGGCCCUUCAAUCUUUCCUGUUCUAAGUGAACUUCCCCAUCAUACACCACUAGGGACCCUGGGUUUUAGCCAAUAUUUCCCCUAUCUGCUGGGAGGCACAUGUAGGAUAUUCCUCUGGUUACCUUGCCACCCUCUCCCUGUAACUGCAGAAACAGACAGAAGCCAAGAGGCAGAAAAUCAUCCGGGAGUGGAAGAAGCUAUGUGGGUUUCUGGAGGAGCAGCUUCCCGCUGUCCUAGCUGGAAGAGCUAGACAGAGCAAUUGUCAAGAGAGGGGAUGAGAGGAUCUCUGAACUGUCCCUGGAGAUUUCCCUGCUCAGUGAAAUGGGAGGAGAGAAUGGAAAGGAGCCACUGAGCCAAUCCAUACAGGAUUUCUUCUUCCCAAACCUGACAUGAUUUCCAAGGUGGAACAAGGGGAAAUGCUGUGGGUCCCAGAUCUCCAGGGCUCCAAGGAGAGGGAGAUCUUGAGAGCAGGUGAUGGGAUGAUGAGAAAGUACAAGGAGGAGAAUCCCCAGCAGGAAGGUCCUGAGCAAGUGGAACAACACUGGACAUUACCGGGAAGAUCUGAAGGGAAUGUGUCCUUGAGUCCUCAGCAGGAAGCAGCUUGUGAGAAUGAGCACAGGCCAGAGAACCAUCAGGAUAACCUCCCCAUGCAGGAAGUAGGUAAAGGUGUUCAUUAUGAGGGAGGUUGCAAGGACCUUAAGAGAACAACAGUCCAGCAGAGAAUCUCCAUGGGAGAGAGAAAAACCACAUGCACCGAGUGCGGGAAAAGCUUCAAAUGGAGAUCAGACCUAAUUAGACAUGAGAGAAUCCACACAGGAGAGAGACCCUAUAACUGUCCCAACUGUGGGAAAAGCGUCAACGAUAGCUCAGCCCUUACUUUACAUCAGCAAACCCACACAGGAGAGAGACCGUAUAAGUGCCUCAACUGUGGGAAAAACUUCACUCGCAGCUCUCGCCUCAUUGAACAUCAGAGAGUCCACACAGGAGAGAAACCCUAUAAAUGUCUCGACUGCGGGAAAAGUUUCAGUGUGAACUCAGCUCUCAUUAGACAUCAGAGAGUGCACACAGGAGAGAAGCCUUAUAAAUGCCCUGACUGUGAGAAAAGCUUCAAUGUGAGUUCAUCCCUUAAAACACAUCGGAGAAUCCAUACGGGCGAGAGACCCUAUAGAUGCCCUGACUGUGGGAAAAGCUUCAAGGAGAGAUCAAGCCUUAUUAACCAUGAGAGAAUCCACACAGGAGAGAGACCCUUUAAAUGCUCCGAGUGUGGGAAAAGCUUCAACCAGAUCUCAGCCCUUCUUCUACAUCAGAGACUCCACACAGAAGAGAGACCCUAUAAAUGCCUCAAUUGUGGGAAAAACUUCCGUGUGAGCUCAGCCCUCAUUAGACAUCGGAGAAUUCACACAGGCGAGAAACCAUAUAAAUGCCUUGAAUGUGGGAAAAGCUUCAAUGUGAUUUCAUCCCUUUGUACACAUCAGAAAAUUCACGCGGGAGAGAAACCAUAUAAGUGCUCCGACUGUGGAAAAAGCUUCAAUAUUAGUUCGUCCCUUAUCACACAUCAAAGAAUCCAUACAGAAGAGAGACCCUAUAAAUGCUCCAGCUGUAGGAAAAGCUUUAAUAUUAGCUCAUCCCUGAUUAAACAUCAGAGAAUGCACACAGAAGAGAGACCCUAUAAAUGCACCAACUGUGGGAAAAGCUUCAUUCAGAGCUCAUACCUUAUUAAACAUCAGAAAAUCCACAUGGCAGAGACGCCUAUACAUGCCCCAGUCAGUAGCCAUAGUAAAAAUAAACCAUUUCCUGAUUUCCCUCCUACAUCAGUGACAUUUGGUUCCCAAAUAUGUGGCUGCCCCUCUCUGGGGUGAGGAUACAGCAGCAGACAAACCUGAACUGAUGAGUGACUCUGGUUCUGUUUGUCUAGAACACCCCAGGCAGAGCAGAAUACCUGAUCCACUUUGCCUCAUUGCUGCAGGCCCAGCUGCUGAGGCGAUGUGCCUCUCCGCCUUCUACCUGAUGGGCAAAGGAAGAGAAAAGAACAACUCUGGAAAUUCCCUCUCCCCUUCCCUGCCCUUUCAUGGAGAUUAGCAGAAGAAAACUUGGGUCCCAUAUUCACUCUAGAGACCUGUCUCCAUCUCUUUUCUUCCACCAGCCCAUGGGCUGGGCUCUCACACUUAACUGGAGUUGUUCCCUGCAGUGGGGUGUCCCUGAGGGCUGGUAACUCCUUCUCUCCCCAAAUCCCCCAGGGUGCUUGUUUCUUGGGGGAUCAGAUGUUAACAGACCAGGAGGGAUGGGGGAUGGGCAGGUAAUGGAGAAAUGUAAUGUUUGGGGUUGAUGGAGAUGGGAACCAGAAGCAGUCAGAUGCAGAGUGUUGAGGUUUCCAGUGUGUGGGGAUCAUGGAAUAACAAGUGUGGAAAGGGAUGGGAUUAGGAAGGUACUUCUCCUAUAUUUCAGCCCCUCUGACCCUUUCCCUGUCCUCUCAGUAUUAAGAAAGCAUCACUGAAGGGACACAAAAACUAGGGGUCACCAAAUGAAAUUAAUAGGCAGUAAGUUUAAAACAAACAAAAGGAAGUAUUUCUUCACACAAAGCCUGUGGAACUUUUUACCAGCAGAUGUUGUGAAGGCCAAGACUAUAACAGAGUUCAAAAAAGAACUAGAUAAAUUCAUGGAGGCUAGGUCCAUCAAUGGCUAUUAGCCAGGAUG
Molecule: messenger RNA, 3057 nt
Organism: Mauremys reevesii (Reeves's turtle)
Lineage: Eukaryota; Metazoa; Chordata; Testudines; Geoemydidae
Product: zinc finger protein 664-like
Exons: 3
Coding region: 753-2222 (489 amino acids)
Biological process (GO): negative regulation of transcription by RNA polymerase II; regulation of immune system process; regulation of cytokine production
Source: RefSeq, a predicted model, not a curated record